Messenger RNA from Ceratosolen solmsi marchali, 4177 nucleotides. It is a transcript of the gene Zn72D, whose product is annotated as Zinc-finger protein 72D. The record is from RefSeq and is a predicted model, not a curated record. NCBI's taxonomy places the organism in Eukaryota, Metazoa, Arthropoda, Insecta, Hymenoptera, Agaonidae. Gene Ontology annotation, molecular function: single-stranded RNA binding; zinc ion binding; double-stranded RNA binding. Bases 361 to 3321 code for a protein of 986 amino acids. Gene Ontology annotation, cellular component: precatalytic spliceosome. The transcript is spliced from 12 exons.
AACGGCUGCGGCGACGGUGGCGGCAACGCAGAACUCGCGGUCGUCGCCUUCCCGACCCGAGCGAUGCACGCGGCUCCAACGGACGGGCCAAUCGCGCUCGACCUCGCUCUCCUCGUCGCUCUCGGCUCGGAUUGUGUUUUGUCCGUCUCUUUCGCUCCACGCGGGCCCUGCGUCACUCGCUCUCCGAUCCCCAUUCGUGCGCACGACCUCUAAUAUACGCCUCUCGCGAUUCGUACGUGGCACGCCCCGAACGUCGGUGAGCUGAGAGGCCAGCAGCAGCAACGCGCGACUUCCUUCUCCGGUUUUGCGUGCGCUGCUCCUUGCUCGCUCUCUCCUUUCCGGGACUCUCUGCGAGGAAGGAUGGCUCAGAACAAUUACUUCGGAUUCACUCACGGUGGCACUCAAUAUGGGGCCACUAGUGCGGCAGCCUACCAGACGGGUCAGGCUGGUUAUGCCGUAACACCGGCGGCGACGGCAGCUACUUACACUCAACGACCUGCUGCCGCUGCAGCAACUGGCUACGAAACUUACCAGGCAGCUGCAGCUGCCGCUGCUACGGGCACAACAUACGCUGCUACAAAUCCAGGAACCGUACCACAGACUUACGAUUACGGUUACGGUCGAGCAGCACCCGCUGCGACAUACGACGCCACGAAAACCUAUUAUCAACAACCUGCCGCCGCUGCGACUUAUACAACCACGGAGACACAUUAUCAGGCUGCGAAGCCUGCCUACAGUACAACCAGUGCUUAUGCUGGGGCGCCACGACAAGCUACGACCACCGGUCAAGCCAAGACCUAUCAGGCGUCGAGCACGGCUUAUCCGCAAACGAAUCCCUCACAAAACACAACCUAUUCGUCGGGCUACUCAGCCCCGGCUGCUCCGGCUGCAGCUCCAACCGCAGCCACCAACAAAACGGCGGGCACAGCGUAUUCCGGCUACGACGCAGCACUGUACAGCGCCGCGACGAUGUAUGUCGCCCAGCAAAGUGCCAACAGCAACUCGACUAACCCGAAGACGAGAGGUUGGCAGGGCUACGGACGUAAAGGCUUCGGAUCGGGAGCCGGAGGUGGAGGCGGUGGUGGCGGCAUGAAGGCCAUGCGUCCUAAGCAGCCACCCAAGCCCCAGCAGCUGCACUACUGUGACGUGUGCAAGAUAAGCUGCGCGGGGCCCCAGACCUACCGCGAGCAUCUUGAGGGCCAGAAGCAUAAGAAGAAGGAGGCCUCGCUGAAGGUACCUCAACAGCCACCCGCGCGAGGUGCCGGUAACUCCCUGAGGUGCGAGCUCUGCGACGUCACCUGCACCGGCAACGACGCCUACGCGGCUCACAUAAGGGGCGCCAAGCACCAGAAGGUCGUCAAGCUGCACACGAAGCUCGGCAAGCCGAUACCGAGCGCCGAUCCGACCGUCCUCAAUCCCAAGCCGAGCGCCGCCAACAAGGCCGACGCCGCGAGCAAGGCCGACGCUGCCAAGAAGGGAGUUAUCACCGCCACCCCAAAAAUUAACUUUGUCGCCUCUGGAAAUCUAGGAACGGUGAAUCAAGGCAAUGACUCAAAGAUCGACGACAACGAUGAUGGUAAUGAAGAACAGACGACCGAUGAAAAAGAUAUUCAGCCUGUUGGUCAAGAAUAUAUCGAGGAGAAUAAGUCAGAGGAUGGCAAGAUAAUUAGUUUCAAUUGCAAACUUUGUGAGUGUCGUUUUAACGACCCGAAUGCCAAAGACAUGCACAUGAAAGGUCGACGGCAUCGCUUCGCUUAUAAGAAAAAAGUUAAUCCUGAUCUUGUUGUGGACAUGAAGCCAAGUCUCAAACAACGAAAACUAUUGGAAGAGAAACUGCGUCACCAACAGAUGCGCGAUGAGUAUAUGCGCCGUCGUGAUGAGAUGUCGCAAAUUGGCCCCAUGGGCCCCAUGGGUCCUAUGAUGGACGAGGAGAUGAUGUACUGGGAAGAACGACGUCGCUACGAAGAGGACUGCGAGUAUUACGAGUGGUAUCGUCGGUAUGGUCGUGGGCCAGGUGCUCCACCGAUGCCCAGGCCGUUUCCUGGUCCACCGCCCAUGAUGAUGUUUCCAGGCCCGCAACGGCGAUCCGACACCUCGGAUGAUAAACAUGUGAUCGCGCAUCACUCGACAAUUUAUCCAAAGGAAGAGGAAUUACAGGCUGUUCAGAAAAUCGUAUCGCAUACAGAAAAAGCACUUAAGUUUGUGUCAGAUGCCCUUGCUGAUUCAGCGCCAGCAACAACUCCUGCCAAUACAACAAACGUAAAUUCUAAUGACGCGUCAAAAAAGGACGAAGCCAAUAAAAAGGCCGCUCCACAAAAGGAAGACGGUAGCGAUGGUAAUCUGUUCUCUUUUCAAAAAGAAAAGGAGGACUCGAGAAUUCUUCGAGGUGUUAUGCGAGUAGGAAAUUUGGCCAAAGGUCUUCUCUUGUCGGGAGAUAACCAUGUCUGUCUUGUAGUAUUAUGUGCCGAAAAACCAACGAGAACUUUAUUAAAUAAGGUAGCAGAAAUCUUGCCAGUGCAGUUAAAAACUGUAGCUCCAGAUGAAACUUAUAAUGUUGGCAAGCAUCCGGAAUCGGCAGCUUUAACAGUAUCGGGAGGAACGGUGACAGUUAGUGUCACUCUAACCAGUCCUUUAAUGCGCGAUGCAACGAAACCAGCCGCCCCCGCAGAUAAUGCUGGACAGCAGCAACAAGGAGCUGCCCAACAACAAACGACGCCCGCGACGCCGGCCGCGACGAAACCAGAUCCACCAGACGUACUUCCCAAGGCUAAGUGUUUGGAGGCUUUAGCUGCACUGAGGCAUGCCAAGUGGUUUCAGGCUAGAGCAACUUCGCUGCAGAGCUGUGUUAUGGUUAUACGCAUAAUGCGCGAUUUAUGCAAUCGCGUACCAACCUGGGGUCCACUAAAUCCAUGGGCUUUGGAGUUAUUGACUGAGAAAGUGCUUAGCACCGCUGGUGUACCACUCAGUCCAGGAGCAGCACUGCGACGACUUUUGGAAUGCGUGGCCGGUGGAAUCUUACUUCCAGGAAGUCCAGGCUUGUCGGAUCCUUGCGAGAAAGAUCCAGUGGACGCGAUCGGUAACAUGACGGCCCAGCAGCGAGAGGACAUCACUGCUUCGGCACAACACGCCCUACGACUUGUGGCUUUUCGACAGAUACACAAGGUCCUUGGUAUGGAACAAUUGCCACCACCUAAACACAAGGGCGGAUCCUUCACCCGUAAGCGAAGACGCGAUAAUAGCAAUGGUGAAAGUACAGACACAGAGGCAUCAAAAAAGGACAAAAAAACGGAAGAGAUUAAGAUGGAGACGGACUCCAAGUAGAUUUCACCAAACACAUUCAAUUUAAUACUUAAGUCAUAACUUAUAAAAAUUGAGAUCAACAAAAAACACAAUGUACACGGAGAAAAUGUUUUCCCUGAAGUAUGUAUUGUGUCGAUUGCUUUGUUUUUGAGAUGUAGGAGAGAUGGAAUGAAUCGUAUAUAACAGAAUUAGAAGCUACUUUUCUGGGAGAAGCCUUUAAAAUCUGGUAUUAUCGAAAUAUACUUUUUCUUAAGCACGAAAAGGUAAAGUUCAUUGCUGACGAAUAGCGAUAGUUUAGCAGUGUCAUUAUGUGCUUUUUAAAAACAAGCAAUUGGUACAAUAAUUGUUUUAAAAGUAGUUUUUGUCAGAGGGGAGGACAGUAGGCAUUGUGAUGAUUAGGUUGAACUACUUAUUUAGCUAUGCAUCUUUAAAGCAAAACAGCAACAGUCACAAUUGUAAUGUGAACAGAAGCUAAGUCGAUGUGGGAGCUGUGGAGAUUUGUAACUUUUGGAAGUUAAGAGUAGAUGUAGUUUGUAUUGGGACUUCAUGUGUAUAUUGUGUGUGUAGUUUUACAAAGAAGCAAAAGAAAAACACUUCAAAGUAAAAGACUUGUUAUUGCAACAGUGUGGUUCAAAGUUGAUCUUAAAAAAUGAAGAUUUCCUGUAAGUGCAUGGAAUUUAAAUGUGAACCCAGUCUUUAAAAGCACUGAACAACUUUAUUAAUUGUUUGACAUAUAACUUUAAUCGAGAAUAAGACCAAAAUAUGCUCCUUGCAGAAUUAUAUCUUUGAUUCUCCUACGUUAUAACGAUGAAUUCUUUUCGGAGGCGAAUGCGUAUGGCUUACCGCUGUAUUACAAAAAAAAAAAAAAAAAAAAAAA